Molecule: messenger RNA, 1414 nt
Organism: Vigna unguiculata (cowpea)
Lineage: Eukaryota; Viridiplantae; Streptophyta; Magnoliopsida; Fabales; Fabaceae
Source: RefSeq, a predicted model, not a curated record
CUCCAAGCUUCAGGGUUGUUCAUCUCUAAUAAUAAAUUUUCAGAUUUGUAUUCUUUCUUAUGUUACAAAAUCAUGGUGCCGUAUUUGGCAACCUUAGAUUUAUCAAACAAUCAAAUAAAGGGACAAAUCCCUGAUUGUUGGCAAUCUUUAAACCAAUUACUAUUUCUUGAUUUGAGCAACAAUGAGUUGUCUGGGAAUAUUCCCAUCUCCAUGGGGAACCUUUUUAAAUUAGAAGCAUUGGUUUUACGAAAUAAUAAGUUAACAGGUGAACUGCCUUCCAGUUUGAAGAAUUGCACUAACUUAUUUAUGUUGGAUGUGGGAGAAAAUAAGUUGUCUGGUCCAAUACCAUCAUGGCUUGGAGAAAGCAUGCAGCAAUUGAUAAUCUUGAACAUGCAAGGGAAUCACUUCUCUGAACAUUUUCCAAUUCAACUUUGUUAUUUAAGGCAUAUUCAAUUGUUGAAUCUCUCCAGGAAUAAGUUAUCAAAAGCAAUUCCAGCAUGCUUAAAGAAUUUUACUAUCAUGUCUGAAAAGAGCAUCAACAGAACUGAAACUCAGCGCCUUAUAUAUGAGUACAAUACUACUACUUAUUGGGAAAUCUACGGUUUCUUCGUGUCUUUGGCCUACAGUCUUGAUAUAACGUGGGUGUGGAAAGGUGUGGAACAGGAGUUCAGAGAUCCCCAAUUGAAUCUUAAGAGUAUUGAUCUCUCAAGCAAUAAUUUCACAGGUGAAAUACCAAAAGAAGUUGUGUGUUUGGUUGGGCUGGUUUCUUUAAAUUUAUCAAGAAACAAUUUGAGUGGAGAAAUUCCUUCUGAAAUUGGAAAUUUAAGUUCACUUGAAUCUCUUGACUUGUCAAGAAAUGAUUUGCAUGGGAGAAUUCCUUCUUCUCUUUCCCAACUUGAUUUCUUAGGAAAACUAGACUUGUCAUACAACUCUCUUUCUGGGAGAAUUCCAUUGGGAAGACAUUUGCAGACCUUUGAAGGCUCUAGUUUUGAAGGAAAUAUUGAUCUUUGUGGUGAAGAAAUCAACAAAAGUUGUCCUGGAGAGAAUAGAACAGCAAAGGCAGAAGCAGCAACAGAAAAGGAUGAAGAUGAUUCUGAUUUCUUUGAAGCGUUAUACAUGAGCAUGGGAGUAGGAUUCUUUGUAGGAUUUUGGGGCUUAUUAGGACCAAUUCUAAUUUGGAAACCUUGGAGAAUUGCUUACCUGAGCUUCUUGAACAAAUUGUAUCAGUUGUUGGUUUAAAUGUAUUUUUCAUAAUGUGUUGUAAAAGGUUCUACUUUCAAAUGAUUCCUCAAGAAAUUGUGUAGAAGACUUUGAUCAUAAAAAUCUCUUUAAGAUGAUAUACGUUUCUUGAUGAUGAUAUAUCGUUUUAUGAUAUUUAUUUGUGAUAAACUAUGUUUGUUUUAAAGAUGUAUAA